AUGUCCCAUCGUCAUAAAGGCCACGCUACCUCUGCUGCGACCGCGAACGCCUCGAAUGCCCAGAAUAAUGGUCAGACUGCCAUAUGGUUCCAGAAGUUUGCACCCUUCGUAUAUGACACAAGCGCCAGCACCUGGAGUAACUUCGAUCGUCUCGCCUCAAAGCGCAACUGGGGUGAUAAACUCCGAAGAAAGCAGUGGACCAAUUUUCAAGUGGUCUUAGUGGCGUCAAACCAUGCUGACGCGGACGAUGAUGCUCAUACCGACACCCCAACCCAGGGCGGCGCAUGGUUCCAGCAGUUCGAAAAUUUCGUACACGAUCCAACGGUCGGAAUCAGGAGCAAUUUCGAGCGUCUAGCAGCACAACGCAGCUGGGGCAACAGACUGAAGCAGAGGCGUUGGGCUGAAUGUCAGGAGGAGGAAUUCGGCUAUGCAUAUGGAACGAAUACAACAAAGCUAGAGAUCUGGCAGAGGCUAUGUCGUGAGGUGCACAUCAGCGAUCCACCAGACAGUAUAACACAGUGUAGACAGGUAAGGAGAGUUGUAAGCGAUGCAAAGUCUGCUGCUAACCGUGGGGAGGUGCUUGGCAGCCGAAACGUCCUGGUCAAUCUGAUGAACCUUAUUGACCAUCGUAACAUCGGCGUGGAAGUGAUCCGAUUCCAAAACUACUCCAAGUUCCGAGCGUACACAUGUCCGAAAAGGGUGUUUCCUUUGAGGAAGGCGAAGGAAGAUGGCUUCAUCAAGGCGUUGUUAAGGAAGUUGUGA
Messenger RNA from Alternaria arbusti, 762 nucleotides. RefSeq lists its product as uncharacterized. The transcript has 2 exons. NCBI's taxonomy places the organism in Eukaryota, Fungi, Ascomycota, Dothideomycetes, Pleosporales, Pleosporaceae. The record is from RefSeq and is a predicted model, not a curated record. The coding region runs from base 1 to 762 and encodes 253 amino acids.